Molecule: messenger RNA, 3057 nt
Organism: Antrostomus carolinensis (chuck-will's-widow)
Lineage: Eukaryota; Metazoa; Chordata; Aves; Caprimulgiformes; Caprimulgidae
Gene: TTI1
Product: TELO2 interacting protein 1
Exons: 7
Cellular component (GO): cytoplasm
Source: RefSeq, a predicted model, not a curated record
GCGACGUGCGUGAAGAAGCCGGAGCUCCUGCAGGAGCUUUUCUCUGAGCUCUGCACGUGCCUCGCUCCCCCCUCCAGCCCCAGCAAACCCGCCCCGCUGUCAGAGGAGCUGAAGCUGGCGGUGAUCCAGGCACUCCACACCCUGAUGCAUUCCGCUUACGGGGACAUUAUCUUGUCUCUGUAUCAGCCUUCCACGCUGCCUCUCUUAGGGUUUGCUGUGUCGUUGCUCCUGGGCCUUGCAGAGCAAGAAAAAGCAAAGCAAAUUAAGAUCUCUGCUUUGCAGUGCUUGCAGGUCCUCGUUCUGCAGUGUGACUGCCAGGAGCAUCGGCACCUGGAUGAAGACGAGGCACAACAAUGUGGGGACGUGUUUGCUUCCUUUUUGCCUGGGAUUUCCAUGACACUGUCUCGGGUUAUUACUGGAGACAUCAAACAAGGUCACAAACCCACCGUUUCUGCCAUCAGAGUCUUUUAUCAGGUUGUUGGUUUGGUGAUGGCUGAUGAACAGCUAGCCAGAGCCCCAAAGAAUAAGGAAAAGCCACCUGUGGAACAAAGCAGAAUUUCAGAACUAAUGGUCCAUAGAGGACCUGACUGGAGUAAAAGUACUGCUGAAAAACUCUGUCUCCUGCUGCAUAAAGUGGUUGAAUUUUCUUCAGUUCACCCCCACUGGAAAGUGCGACUGGAGCUGGUGGAACUGGUCCAGCACUUACUGAGGAACUGCAGUCGGUCGCUGGUGGACUCAUUCAGUCAUCUUUUAAAGGCCUUGGUUGGGCUGGUGAACGAUGAGAACGGCGAAGUCCAAAGCAGGUGUAACGAGGUCCUGCAGGGCAUUGCGGGGCAGGGGAUCGUGGCACAGAGCAGGGCUCUUGCUGACGUCCUCUCCGAGAACCUCCACUCCCUCGCCACAGCUCUUCCUCGCCUGAUGAACUCUCAGGAUGACGCAGGCAAGGUUUCCACUUUGAGCUUGUUGCUGGGCUACCUGAAGCUGCUGGGCCCCAAGAUUAACAUUGUCCUCAACUCCACAUCCCACCUUCACCGUCUGUCUAAAGCCCUGAUGCAGGUUCUGGAGCUGGACGUGACGGAUGUGAAGAUCGUGGAAGACCGACGCUGGGGCUGCGAGAGCGCGUGCGGACCCCCGGGCUCCCUGCAGCCUGGUGUGCAGAAGGGCAGAUGUCAGAAGAAAUACUUCCGCUUCUUCACGGAGGAGAAAGUUUUCCAGCUCCUUCAGCAAGUUUGUCGUGUUCUUGGCUACUACGGGAACCUCUAUUUGCUGGUGGAUCAUUUCCUGGGGCUGUACGGUGAGUCUGGCCUGUACCGAAAGCAGGCGGCCAUGGUCCUCAAUGAGCUGAUCGCAGGAGCUGCUGGGAUGGGGGUGGAUGUCCUCCAGGAAAGGGAAAUUUCACUGAACGUGGAUGAUCUCAAAGGGUCCAUAACGUCCAUUCUCGACGAGUACACAGACCAGGCGAACUGGUAUUUGGUCACUAGCAUUGAGGCAGAAGAAACCAGCCACGAGCACUCUGUGCAACACUCAGGGCUUGCUGCCCGUGCAGGAGGCGUGUGCAGCAGCGUCCUCCUGCCGUCCCCAGAGCCUCAGCUGACGACCCGCACCAUGAACAGCAACAUCUGGCAGAUCUGCAUCCAGCUGGAAGGCGUCAGCUGCUUCGCCGCUGUCCUGGGGACGGAGUUCCGGUUGCUUCUGCUCUCGGCUCUCUACCCUGUGUUGGAGAAAGCUGGUGACAAGACUCUGCUCAUCAGUGAGACAGCGCUGGGGACCCUGGUAGACAUCUGCGAGGCCUGCAGUUAUGACUCUGUCCAGUGUCUGAUUAAUGAGAAUUCUGACUAUCUGGUGAACGGGAUUUCCCUGAAUUUGCGCCAGCUGGCACACCAGCCACGUGCCUCCCAGGUCCUGGACACCAUGCUGAGGCACUCCGAUGCCAGCCUGCUGCCACUGGUAGAAGACGUCAUCCAAGAUGUCCUGUGUGCUCUAGAUCAGUCUUACAGUGACCAGGCUUCCACGUUCCUUGGGGUCCUCCUCUCAGUAAUGACAGCUUUAGCCCGGUGGUUCGGAUGGUCCCGCGCUCAGGAGCGCCGGCAGAGCCAGGCUGCUGAGGGGCAGAGCAGGGCUUUGUCCCGCGGGCAGCGGGCGCUGACGGGGCAGGAACUGCAGCGGUUCUUCCUUGACUACAUGAGACAGAAGCAGAUGGCAGAGGGCAAUCUUCCCGACACAGGGGACGAGGAGACAGAUGAGAUUCCCCCUCUUGCUAAGCCAGAGCCAAACAACUCUGACACAGAAGGAGAGACUCCUCUGCCAAGCCAUGCCCAGCUGGCCAAAGCUGUGAUGGAGAGGUGCAUCCACCUGCUGUCUGACAGGAACCUCCGGGUGCGCCUCAAGGUCCUGGACGUGCUGGAGCUCUGUGUAACUGUGCUGCAUCCUCACGGAAACCACCUGCUUCCCAUGGCUCAUCGUGUCUGGCCAGCUCUCGUCACCCGGCUGAUUAGUGAUGACCCUCUGGCAGUGCUCAGAGCCUUCAAGGUGCUAUGUACUCUGGCUCAAAAGUGUGGAGACUUCCUGAGGCAGAGAUUUUCCAAAGAUGUCCUGCCUAAGCUGACCAGUUCCCUCCUCAGCCAAGCCCCAGCAAGUGCCAGAGCUGGGCCUGUGUACAACCACACACUUGCCUUCAAGCUGCAGCUGGCUGUGCUGCAGGGACUGGGUUCUCUGUGCGAGAAGUUGGACAUGGGCGAGAGUGACCUGAAUAAAGUGGCAGAUGCCUGCCUGAUUUACCUCAGCGCCAAGCAACCCAAGAAACUGCAAGAAGCUGCCCAAAGUGUUUUCCUCCACUUAAUGCACGUGGACCCUGACAGCACCUGGCUCCUCCUGAACGAGGUUUGCUGCCCUCACCAGUACGAGCCCCCCCACGUCAGCCUGCGGCCGGUGAAGCUGAGCGGGAUGGGGAGGCAACGGAACGAGUUCACCGACAACGUGCUGCUCCUGCUGGAGAGGCUGCAGCAGCAGGAGGGUGGGCAGCCGCGGGCUGGGACCCCAGAGGCGGCUCCUCCUUGA